GGAGGUGCGAAGCGACAGGGGCUCCUCGCCGGCCCUCUAACCUGAGAUUUCUGCUGUGCUAGAGGAACCGAAGUGGAGCUGGGGCCCGGAAGGUCUAAGCCAGAUUGAGGCAGCGACGGAGAACAGUGACAGAGGCAGAUUCUACAUCUAAAGAAGACAGGACCUUGUGCCUGCCUACCCAAGCCUCUUGCCAGUGUUCUUAGUGGUCAGAGACUCCAACCUUCACCGAAAGGCUACCUACUGGUCUCUAGGAUUUCUGCCUUUUCCCAACCCAUUCGGUUGACUGAACCCAGGGUGGUAUUGCACCUGAGUGUGAGGACUGGUUGGUUAGCAACAAACAAGAGCCCCCUGGGGCCUCUGGCAGAGGCCUGAAGCUGGAACCAUCAGGGAAUAUGAGUGAGUUUUGGCACAAACUGGGCUGCUGCGUGGUCGAGAAGCCCCAGCCGAAGAAAAAGAGGAGACGUAUUGACCGCACCAUGAUUGGGGAGCCAAUGAACUUUGUCCACCUGACUCACAUCGGCUCUGGGGAGAUGGGGGCUGGAGAUGGACUUGCUAUGACAGGUGCAGUUCAGGAGCAGAUGAGAUCCAAGGGAAACCGUGACAGACCCUGGAGCAAUUCCAGGGCCUUGUAGCUCCAAUGGGACUGGUUCUGUAGUCUUGGAGUUCCCAUUCUGUGUCCAGGCCAGAAGAAAUGCCAUCACCAGAUCCCUUCAGCCAGUGGCCCAAGGGCCUCUCUCUCUCUCUCUCUAACAAGUGCCUCAAAAGGAGUGGGGGCUGGACUCCCUCUACUCCCUCUGGCCUCUGCCCCUCCUGGAGAUGGGGGUCAAGGCAGCAGGACUGACCAAGUGACUACUGGUGGGCCAGAGGAACUCAGCUGAAGCCCUGCACACCCUCGAUCUGAGCUGGGGGUUCUCGGAACCUAGAAUAGGUUUCCUGCUCCUGAAUGAAGGUCGGGUGCUGCCUGU
Messenger RNA from Arvicanthis niloticus (Nile rat), 965 nucleotides. RefSeq names its product CDC42 small effector 1 (gene Cdc42se1). NCBI's taxonomy places the organism in Eukaryota, Metazoa, Chordata, Mammalia, Rodentia, Muridae. Gene Ontology annotation, cellular component: plasma membrane. Gene Ontology annotation, molecular function: small GTPase binding. Gene Ontology annotation, biological process: regulation of Rho protein signal transduction. The record is from RefSeq and is a predicted model, not a curated record.